AUGGCGAAGCAUUUGUCUUCAUUCAAUGGAAGACAGAUGUUGAAAAAUGCUCGUUCUAAACUUGGGGGGUUGCCUAGCAAGCGAUUGAAGGGUCUCAUCAAAAAGUUUUCCAUUAGAUCGCAUAAAUAUCGUCAUGAUGAAGGGGGAAGUUCCACCGAUCCAGCUGAUAAUGACGAUCAGUCAUCACUCGGAAUCCCUCCCACCCCGGCUCCCACCCCGGCUGACCUGUUGAUUCCAAGCAAUAGCAAUGAAAAUGUUUCAAGGCUUGUACGUAAGGCUGGUAGGGUGAGCUCGACGGGAUAUCAACCUAAGCAGGGAGGUGCUGGCUUACUAUCUCUUCCCCAGGAGUUAUUCGACCAUAUCACUAGUUACUUAGGUUACGCCCAUAUUGGCGUUCUAGCGCUUGUCAACAAGGAGCUCAUGGCUCGUUUCCUGCGAUCGUGUGAGAGGCUCGAUCCCCUAGACACCGAGGAGCAAUCGCCCUACAAGCUGUUAGGUAGAUUCAUCAAGAGAGCACCGAUCCCUAGGGCCAAAGUGCGUGGCACCCUCCUCAGCCUCGUGGACUACGAUAUGGAGGACAUUGUCUAUUGUUAUAAAUGCAAGAAGCUACACGACCCCUUUUUGGCUUUCAGAGACCGCGCCUACGCCCCACAUAAGGCUGCUAGAUGUAGCGAUUGGUCUAUGGAUCAUCACAUGCCUUCGCGGGCGACUAGAAAGUUGCUGCGCACUAUCACUAAACGCCGACUUCACGGCGCCGAGUACAGAUACCUGAUGCAACAGGUCAACAACACCGCCACGUUCUACCAGAAGGGAAUCUUGGUACAAAUUUCAUUGCGAAUGCGAUAUCGCAACGAUGAUAUGAUUCUCAGACGCCAGCAAAUCAUAUCUUCGACCAUUAAGUCAUCACUCGCCAUGUGGCUAUUCAGUCAACAAGUUUUGGACCCGCAACCGGCUAGCAGCUCGUUCCUAACACUACCAAAGGUUUACCCGGCAUGCUAUCACAAGUCCUGGGGUACGGUAUACUCCUCUCUAAUCCACCAACUGAUCAACCCCCAUUGCACACAAGAUCAUGGCGACGAAGAAAUUCCACAGCACUCACCAGAGUGUUUCGGAAGUUUCAAAGGAGACAACAACUUCGACGCAUCGAAGCAGGAAGGCCACAUGAUACACGAGAGGCUGAAGUGGCAAUCUUCUCCAACUCCGCGGAACCCAAUGGACGUGCCGGCGCCACUAGGGGACGUUCUAAGCUGUAGCAACUGCACUACGGAUUUUAGCCUGGAUGUGGUGGCCCUACCAGAACCCUUCGGCUGGGGCUUCGUUCUUACGACGUGGAUAGACUUGGGUAGACUUGACUUCUGCAGUAAGUGGGAUAGUCAUCGAGACGGGCGGCCGUUGAGGCAUUACCUGCGGAAGCACGUGCAUGGGGAUAUAUGUACGCGGUUCGAAGACUUGUCAACCCGGCUCGACCACCAGCCACGGAUCAGCGAGAUUAAUCUCGACAGGAUGCACCCCGUAGAGUGGGCCGAGCGUGCAGCGAGGGGCCAGGGAUUGUACAGUGGGUGGAGUUCGGCGCACAGCUGCAACCCCGCGACAGGUUGGAUAGAGGAUCCAGAUCCGCUGGAAGAGGCGGACUAUUAA
Hypoxylon fragiforme is the source of this 1638-nucleotide messenger RNA. RefSeq lists its product as uncharacterized. The transcript has 2 exons. Lineage: Eukaryota; Fungi; Ascomycota; Sordariomycetes; Xylariales; Hypoxylaceae. The record is from RefSeq and is a predicted model, not a curated record. Bases 1 to 1638 code for a protein of 545 amino acids.